Messenger RNA from Hyla sarda, 4009 nucleotides. RefSeq names its product DM1 protein kinase (gene DMPK). The transcript is spliced from 15 exons. The record is from RefSeq and is a predicted model, not a curated record. Gene Ontology annotation, molecular function: ATP binding; protein serine/threonine kinase activity. NCBI's taxonomy places the organism in Eukaryota, Metazoa, Chordata, Amphibia, Anura, Hylidae. Gene Ontology annotation, biological process: peptidyl-threonine phosphorylation; actomyosin structure organization. The coding region runs from base 371 to 2134 and encodes 587 amino acids. Gene Ontology annotation, cellular component: cytoplasm; cytoskeleton.
AUGAGGAUUGCCAAGUCAAGGAAUAAGGUGUGAGAGAACCUGCUAGAUCUGAGGAACACCAAAGGGCGAGAGGUGUGAAGACUCUGACACAGAACUUGUGAGGACAUUCCACGGCACGACUAACUUACAAUGCUUGUCGCUAUAGUAAGAAGUAUUAUCUGGUAGCCAUGAGAAGAAGUCACGUUGUCUAUUAGAGUUUAUUAAGGAAGAACUAGAGUCCAUCCUUGUCAAGGGGCAGUUCGCAACGCACAUUGACUAUGGUCUCCUAUGUUAUUUAGCCUGGGGUAUAGACUUUAUGGGCAUAAGAUGAGCCGUCAGCCGAUGUGACAUGGACAGGUGGCCGUGAACAUCGAGUACCAGUCCUUACAGGAUGGAUCAGACGCUCCUGCCACCAGCUCUCCUGAGUCUGGAUGCUCUGCUGGAUCUCAUGCUCUGCGUGUGUCACGAGUUGGUCACGUCGCCAUUGGUCAGUGAGACCCAUAUAGCAGAUUUCCUACACUGGGCUGAGCCCCUGGUCCAGAACAUACGAGAGCAGAGGAUGAAGAGAAGUGACUUUGACAUCAUCAAAGUGAUUGGACGGGGAGCAUUCAGUGAGGUUGCAGUUGUGCGUAAGAGAAGCAACGCUCAAGUUUACGCCCUGAAGAUAAUGAACAAGUGGGACCUUCUAAAAAGAUCAGAUGUUGCCUGCUAUAGAGAAGAGCGAGAAGUUCUGGUGAAUGGAGACAGGAGAUGGAUAACACAAUUGCACUUUGCCUUUCAAGAUGAUAAUUAUCUUUACCUUGUGAUGGAUUAUUAUGUGGGAGGUGACCUUCUAUCUCUGCUCAGUAAGUUCCCAGAGGGUUUUCCUCCACAAAUGGCAAUCUUCUACUUGGCGGAGAUGGUCAUGGCUGUUAAUUCCGUCCACUCUCUGGGCUAUAUACAUAGAGAUAUAAAGCCAGACAACAUGCUGUUAAACCGGUCUGGUCAUAUCCAUCUUGGAGAUUUCGGUUCUUGUUUGAAACUACGUCCAGAUGGCACGGUGUCCUGCUCUAUUGCUGUGGGAACUCCUGACUACCUAUCUCCAGAAAUUCUUCAUGCCCUUGAAGAUGAUACAGUAUCCUAUGGUGUUGAAUGUGAUUGGUGGUCUAUAGGGGCCUGUGCCUACGAGAUGUUCUUCGGACACCCUCCCUUUUAUGCUGAAUCCGUUGUGGAGACAUAUGGAAAGAUUCUUCAUUAUAAAGAGCACUUUAACUUUCCCUCCUCAGUGGCAGACCUAUCACCAGAGGCCUUAGACUUCAUCUCAUCCCUACUUUGUGAUCGUGAAUCUCGCUUGGGCAUUGGUGGACUUCAGGAUUUUACAAGCCAUCCCCUCUUUGCCGAUAUUGACUGGGAAAGAUUACGGGAAAGCAUGCCACCUUUUACCCCUGAGUCAGUGGGUGCCACAGACACUUCCAAUUUUGAUGUUGUAGAGGAUCAGCUAUCAGAAAUGAUCAGUGGGGGAGGAGAAACCCUAUCAGAUGUUGGGGACAGCUCUCCUCUUGGAGUUAACCUACCUUUUGUUGGCUACUCAUAUACAUUCAGGGAGGACGGCAGGGAUCAUGUUUGGGGAAACUUGAGAAAUUCUUGUGCAUGUAAAAUAAGAUCACAUCCAGACCGGCAAAAAAUGAGCCAUGGGGAGAACUUGGAAUCACAUUUGGAUCCUUCGUUGUUGUCUGAGCUGCGCAAUGCUCUGCAGAGUGAGGUGGAAGCCAGAGAGGCUCUGUCUUCUGAGAUAAGCCUACUUCAAGCCGCCAACCAGAGCCUGGCCAGUCGCCUAUAUGAAGCCGACCAGCUGAACUCUGAACUUCAGAGCAAAAUCCGCUCAUUGGAGCAACAACUACAAGAUAGAGCGGGUGGUGGAGAAGAAGGAGAAGAGGAGAGAGAAAAACAUUUCCAACCUCGAAGAUGUGAAACCUGCAGACAGGAAUCUGAACCUACCUCUAGGAUUAGACAACUAGAUAGCUGUAUACCUUCCUAUUGCCACCCCUUAGUGACACCAGUUCACCGUCACAUGCUGCUCUUCUCACGGGUACUUAAACCCAACUGUGGCUGGGUAGGAUAUCUCCUGCACGUCAGCAUGUGGUCCUUGAAGUGGAUGGUGCCUUCGCUCCUCUGAGUGGCAUCUUUGAGUUUUAAAGACGAUAAUAACAGGGAGAAGAAGUAAAAAUGUCUCAAAAACCUUGGAUGACCCUAAAAUAGUACUGUGUCCACAUCUACCAUGUGUGCUGGACAAUAGAGGCUUGCUUGUUUGUCAGGUUAAACAAAUGGGUUGCAAAGAGUUUUGUAUGACCUGUUGGCUGCUAACCUUACUGAAACCAAAUUUUCUGUCCUGGUCAUUUUCAAGCUGGUUGGGUUUGGAUUGUUUUGGAGGCCAUGCUUCCUAUUAGAUUGACGUUAGUUCAUUGUCGAACUAGGUAUCCUUGGGCCCACCAGAGUAGAUCAUUAUUAGUGCCCUCUUUCUGUCUUUAAAGGGGUGGAAAACUUUUUUCUUUUAAAUGAACUGGUGGCAGAAAGUUACACAAAUUUGUAAAUUAUUUCUAUUUAAAAAUCUUAAUCCUUUCAGUACUUGUUAUUAGCAGCUGUAUGUUACAGAGGAAAUUCUUUUCUUUUUGAAUUUCUUUUUUGUCUGGUCCACAGUGCUCUCUGCUGACACCUCUGUCCGUGUAAGGAACUGUCCAGAGUAGCAUAGGUUUGCUAUGGGGAUUUUCUCCUGCUCUGGACAGUUCCUGAGACGGGCAUCAGGUGUCAGCAGAGAGCAUUGUGGACAAGACAAAAAUAGAAAUUCCAAAAGAAAAGAAUUUCCUCUGUGCUGUAGUAUAUAGCAGCUCUUUACUGGAAGGGUAAAGAUUUUUUAAUAGAAGUCAUUUACAAAUCUGUUUAACUCUCUGGCACCAGUUGAUUAAAAAAAAUUUAUAAUUUUCCACGGAGUACCCCUUUAAGGAAUUUGUUCACUCUUAAUUGCAUCAAAUAUAAGAUGGAUUUGUGAAUCUGUCCAUAAGAAAUAGACUGUAGUGAUUGACUCCAAAAUCCGUUUCGAAUAGGGUUGACUUUUACCAAACUUUUGGGACCUGGGCCCUCUGCACCCUCUCUGUGCAACACCGGCCUGUUUUGGCCCCAUCUCUUACAUGCAACCGGAAGCAUGAAAAGUCUACACUAUUUAUUCAGAAUAAAAACAUGGGUGGAAGGUGGAAGCCAAUAAAUGUGUGGACCAAGAAGGAGGUUUAGGGGAGACAAAUGUGCAGGAAACAAAGAUAUUCCUUUAAAGGAAUAAAAGGAAUAGAUAAUUUUCUCCAAAUACAGCGCCACACCUGUCCUCAGGCUGUGUGUGGUAUUACAGCUUUGCUCCAUUCACUUGAAAGAAAAUCUGCAGCGAAAAAAAUGUAUCCCCUAUCCACAGGAUAGGGGAGAUAAAUGUUUGAUCGAAGGGGGUUUGAUCGCUGGGACCCCCCCUGCGAUCUCCUGCACAGGGCCCCCGGCAUUGCCGCAGCUUUCCCGUGCAAGAGGCGCGUCGGUGGCAUCAUGACGUUGCGGCCGACACGCCCCCUCCAUGUAUCUCUCUGGGAGAGGCAUGGAUGCAGCAUUUGUGCCUCCCCGCCUCUCCCAUAGACCUGUAUGGAAGGGGGCGUGUCUGUCGAGCUCGCGCAUUAGCCGGCGCAUACCACGGCAAUGCCAGGGCCCGUUCAGGAGAUCGCGGCGGGUCCCAGCGGUUGGAUCCCCCAGCGGUUGGAUCACAUGAUACCGCGUUGUGAUGAUAGGUCUUAAAUAGCACAACUUCUGAGUAAAGCAGCAUUAUCUACCCAUGUGCCAUAUUUAGGAAGAAACUGAGAUAAUUUUAAGUCUUAAAAGUAGUCAUACUGCUAUUUUACACUUUUAAAAAGCAAACUAUCAGCUUACCAUGGGGAAAAGAGGAGUUUUGGUGUGUGUGCUCCAAACAAUAGCAGAAAAAGGAUCCAGCAAUCCAAAGGUACAGUAAAACUUGAAGCUUUAUUUA